AUGGCUGGUUCAGAAUCAGUUGAACAAACCAAACAACAAGAAACACCCAAAGAAGAUCCAAAAAAACCAAUUGAAAUUAAAGAAGAAGAUUUAUCGGAAGAAGAUAAACAGUUGAAAGAAGAACUUGAAUUGUGCGUCGAACGUUUGAAAGAGAAUGACAAGAACUUGUAUCGACCCGCUUUGGAAACACUCCGACAAAAGAUUCGCGAAUCAACUAGUUCAAUGACAAGUGUACCGAAACCAUUGAAGUUCAUGAGACCAUUCUACAACGAUAUGAUCGCUAUUUACGAAAAAAUCCAAGAUGUUCAAAACAAAACAUUAUGUGCUGAUAUUGUUUCAGUUCUUGCUAUGACUACAAUCGAUACAAAGGAAGUUUUGAAAUAUCGUUUAUUAGGUUCAAGUCAAGAUAUUGGCAUGUGGGGUCAUGAAUAUAUCAGACAUUUAUCGGCUGAUGUCGCUUCCGAGUGGGAAUCGACGGAAAAUAAUGCCGAACUUCGUCAACGUCUUCUCUCGUUAACUAAUGAAAUUAUUCCAUUUCUGAUGCGACAUAAUGCUGAAGCUGAUGCAUGUGAUUUAUUAAUGGAAAUAGAACAAUUAGAUCUAAUCGAAACAUUUGUUGAUAAAGACACUUUUCCACGUGUUUGUCUUUAUUUAACCAGUUGUGUACCAUAUGUACCUGAACCAGAUGACACAAAAUUAUUACGUACAGCAUGUAAACUUUAUCGUCAUUAUGAUCAAUAUCCAUUAGCAUUACGUUGUGCAAUACAAUUGAAUGACAUGGAUCUUAUACGUGAUUUAGUUAAUACAUGUCCAACUAGUUUAAUUAAAAAACAAUUGGCAUUUCUCUUAGGCCGACAGCAAAUCAUUUGGAAUGUUGCUGAAGUUAACGGUGAAGAUCCGGAUGAACUGACGAACAUUAUGUCAAAUUCACAUUUAACAACAAACUUUUUGUCAUUAGCUCGUGAAUUGGAUAUUAUGGAGGCGAAAUUACCCGAAGAUAUCUAUAAAACAUACCUAGAUAAUACCAAUCGUUCGAAUUACAAUCAACCGGAUUCAAGUAAACAAAAUCUAGCAUCAGCUUUUGUCAAUGGAUUCGUCAAUGCUGCAUUUGGACAAGAUAAAAUCGUCACGCAAGACACAAAAUGGUUGGCCAAAUAUAAAGACAAUGGCCUUUUAAGUGCAACCGCAUCACUCGGUCUUAUUGUACUUUGGGAUGUCGACGGUGGUCUCAGUUUAAUCGAUAAAUACCUUUAUAGUGUUGAUGACAACAUGAAAGCUGGAGCACUUCUAGCCUGUGGUAUCGUAAACUGUGGUGUCCAAAACGAUUGUGAUCCAGCAUUAGCUCUUCUUGGUGAUUAUGUAUCACAUAAAGAUGCACCAUUCCGCGUCGGUUCAAUCGUUGGUUUGGGUCUUGCGUACGCAGGUACAAAUCGGGAUGAUGUCAUUGAAAUGAUCAGCAAUGCAUUACGUGAAGGCAAUCCAUCUAUGGAAAUUAUUUCUCUCGCAUGUCUUUCAAUUGGUAUCAUUGCUGUCGGUUCAUGCAAUGCUGAUGUUUCAACGACAUUGUUAAGCGUUCUCCUUGAACGAAGUGAAAUUGAACUCAAAGAACACUUCGCUAAAUUCAUCGCCCUUGCUAUCGGCCUUCUUUUUCUUAGCAAAGGUGAAGCAGUUGAACCCAUGCUUGAAUCUCUGAAAGUAAUCAGCGAACCAUUACGUUCAUUUGCUACUGUACUUGUCGAAUGUUGUGCAUACGCUGGAACCGGAAACGUAUUGAAAAUUCAACAUAUGUUACAUAUCUGUAGCGAACAUUUCGAUAACAAAGACGAGAAGAAAGAAGGUGAAAAAGAAUCAUCGAAAGAUAAAGACAAGGAUAAAAAGAAAGAUGAUGAAGCUGCAUCUCAAAACGCUGCCCAUCAAGCUGCCGCCGUACUUGGUAUUGCAAUGAUCGCCAUGGGCGAAGAAAUUGGUUCUGAAAUGGCAUUACGUACAUUUGGACAUUUAUUACGCUAUGGUGAACCAGUUAUCAAACGAGCUGUUCCACUUGCUCUUGCUCUCUUGUCUGUAUCAAAUCCCAAAUUGAACAUCAUUGAUACAUUGAGCAAAUUCUCUCAUGAUGCUGACCAUGAAGUUUCAUACAACUCGAUCUUUGCGAUGGGUAUCGUUGGUGCUGGUACGAAUAAUGCUCGUUUAGCUGCCAUGCUUCGACAAUUAGCUAUUUAUCAUGGAAAAGACAUGAACAACUUGUUCAUGGUUCGUCUUGCACAAGGUCUUACACAUCUUGGCAAAGGUACCAUGACAUUGAAUCCAUAUCACAGUGACCGUAUGCUUCUCUGUCGUGUGGCAUUGGCUGGUUUACUUACUGUCUUAGUUUCACUUUUCGACGUUAAACAAACAAUUAUCGGUAAAUAUCACUAUUUACUAUAUUUCCUUGCAUUGGCUAUUCAACCACGUAUGCUUGUAACAUUCGAUGAAUCACUUCGACCAUUACCCGUUCCUGUUCGUGUUGGUCAAGCAGUGGAUGUUGUCGGUCAAGCUGGUAAACCAAAAACCAUCACUGGCUUUCAAACACAUACAACACCUGUCUUGUUGGCAUAUGGCGAACGUGCGGAAUUAGCAACUGAAGAAUACGUUACGUUAACACCAGUCUUAGAAGGCUUUGUUAUCUUACAAAAAAAUCCUAAUUAUGUACCAUGA
Adineta ricciae is the source of this 2694-nucleotide messenger RNA. Lineage: Eukaryota; Metazoa; Rotifera; Eurotatoria; Adinetida; Adinetidae. The record is from the annotation of a GenBank genome assembly.